GCGCUCUUCCGUCGGGGGAAGAAGAGGAAGGAGCCUGAGCUGAGAGGGCUUCCGGUACACGGUGGACACAUCGGCUUUUGAGAGGACAACUCCGCUCGGACAGACACUGGGAGCGGCUUUGCCCAAACACACGGUUCUUUUCCAUUGUUUAACAGUUUUGGAGCUGGUUUUUAGGGGCGGCUUCAUGCGCGUUUGGAGCGGUACCGGAGGUGGAGGGCACUGAUCGUUGGGCCGGGUGUCACAGCAGCAGUGUGGGGGCCAAGCUGACGGGAAAAUGCGGUCAAUUUCGUGGAGGAUUUGGCCUGCUCUGGUGCUGCUCCUGUUGCCCGCUGGUGUGGCGUCUCAAGCAGAGGCCUCCUUCCUGAACACAUGGCAGGAAUUCUGGCUCUUCCGGUUCCUGGUGAACGUGCUUGGAUACUCCACCAUCAUCAUCCCAGGAUACCUGCUCAUCAGAUACUUCAAGCGCUCCAACUAUUUAGAAACAGGCAGUGGACUUUGCUUCCCCGUCAUAAAGGCCUGCGUGUUUGGAAACGAAGCCAAGGCCAGUUUGAUAGACGACGUUUCGGCCCCGUCUCGCAAUGACCCAGACUCGGGUUCCUCCGUCAAGCAGAUCAUUAAGCUUCUGGUGUGUGCGGCUGGACUGCAGGCGUCCUACCUAACAUGGGGUGUCCUCCAGGAGCGCGUCAUGACCCGCUCGUAUGGCUCCCAGUCCACAGAGGAUGAGGGCGAGCGCUUCAAGGACUCUCAGUUCUUGGUGUUUAUGAACCGCAUCCUGGCUCUUACUGUGUCCGGCCUGUGGUGCCUGGUCUUCAAACAGCCUCGACACGGCGCACCCAUGUACAAGUACUCCUUUGCCUCGCUCUCCAACAUCAUGAGCAGCUGGUGUCAAUAUGAAGCACUCAAGUUCAUCAGCUUCCCUACGCAAGUCCUGGCCAAGGCGUCCAAAGUCAUCCCUGUCAUGCUCAUGGGGAAAAUCGUAUCCAAAAAGAGCUAUGAAUACUGGGAAUACCUAACCGCCGUGUUGAUUUCACUAGGCGUUAGCAUGUUUCUUCUCUCAAGUUCGACCAACAAGCACCCAUCUACAGUGACGACGUUCAGCGGAGUGAUCAUUUUGGCCGGGUACAUAGUGUUCGAUAGUUUCACGUCCAACUGGCAGGAUAACCUUUUCAAAUACAAGAUGUCCUCUGUGCAGAUGAUGUUUGGAGUCAACCUCUUCUCCUGUCUCUUUACUGUGGGAUCGUUGCUGGAACAGGGUGCAUUUUUCGAAUCUCUCUCUUUCAUGGUACGACAUUCAGAAUUCGCUUUUCACGCCGUUUUGCUAUCCGUGUGCUCAGCUUGCGGUCAGCUGUUUAUAUUCUACACCAUCAACCAGUUCGGGGCAGCAGUGUUUACGAUUAUCAUGACGCUACGCCAAGCUAUUGCCAUCCUCCUCUCCUGUUUCCUCUACGGACACGCGGUAACGCUUGUUGGAGGUUUUGGCAUUUUUACUGUUUUCCUGGCGCUGUUUUUACGAGUGUACGCGCGGAGUCGCAUGAAGGCUAGCCGCAGAUCAGCUCAGCCCAUGGCACAAAAGGUGUAAAAAAAAAUACUAAAAAGUGAACUCAAGCCACGUUUUUGGUGGCAUCUUCCCUUCUUGUUUUGCGGUUUUAUUUUGUUACUUUUACGGUACAAAAAAGGGAUUUUAUGUUAGUGGAAAAGGUCAAUGUGCUUUUUAAGGAGGAGUUUGAGUGCCUGAAAGUUAAAUGCUUCUUCAAACAUAGAUUUUGGUUAUUUACAUUUGCAUAUUUUAAUUUAAUUUUAUAAAUUUCACAUUUGUCCUUAUCAGUUGGCCUAUUACAAAUGAUCAGUCAUUCAUACGAACAACAAGUUUCAGUUUAAUAGUUUAAAUAGGCUUGGAGAGACAUAUUAUGUUAAAGCUUUUAUUGCUUUGAACCGUGCAAUAAAUGAACUGUUAUUA
This is a messenger RNA of Periophthalmus magnuspinnatus, 1957 nucleotides long. It is a transcript of the gene slc35b2, whose product is annotated as solute carrier family 35 member B2. The coding region runs from base 275 to 1579 and encodes 434 amino acids. Gene Ontology annotation, cellular component: endoplasmic reticulum membrane; Golgi membrane. Gene Ontology annotation, molecular function: 3'-phosphoadenosine 5'-phosphosulfate transmembrane transporter activity. The transcript is spliced from 4 exons. Lineage: Eukaryota; Metazoa; Chordata; Actinopteri; Gobiiformes; Gobiidae. Gene Ontology annotation, biological process: transmembrane transport. The record is from RefSeq and is a predicted model, not a curated record.